Fusarium graminearum PH-1 is the source of this 1626-nucleotide messenger RNA. RefSeq lists its product as uncharacterized. Gene Ontology annotation, cellular component: nucleus; 90S preribosome. Gene Ontology annotation, biological process: maturation of SSU-rRNA. The coding region runs from base 1 to 1626 and encodes 541 amino acids. The record is from RefSeq and is a predicted model, not a curated record. The transcript is spliced from 6 exons. NCBI's taxonomy places the organism in Eukaryota, Fungi, Ascomycota, Sordariomycetes, Hypocreales, Nectriaceae.
AUGCGGAAGUUCAAUCACCGCCAAGAAGUCAGCCAUGGUGUAUCUGAGCCCAAUGUUAAGAAGAAUAGCAUUGAUGUUCUAGAAGAGCUGGUCUCGGUCAGCCUCCGAAGAUGUAGUUCUAGACAAGCAGAGCUCAAUGGUGAAAACUCCAAGCUAUACCAUAUCAACAUUCAACCUGUGCAUACACUCAGAACUUUUUGCGACACAACAGAAGCCAUCGCCAACCAACAUAAAACAGACCCAACAAUGCCCAAACGAAAGCGCGGAGAACCCAAUCUGGGAGAGAAGCUGGAGAAGCAUUGCAAUGAUGUUUCCAAGGCACUCAAAGCCGCAAAGGGUCUAGAGCGCCAGCGAUACAGCAAAAGACUUCACGAAGAUGGAGUCGAGUCUGACAAGAAGGAAAGAUUGGAACGAGAGGUGACUGUUCUUAAGUCGCUCGAUCUUCAUCAAACUGCUCGCGCUCACUUGUACUCGUCGAUUCUCAAAGUCAAGGACCUCGCCGCAUCGCCCAACCUUCCCCAAGAGAUCCGCACAGGCGUUCCCAAGCCCGAACUCACACCCGAAGAACAAGCUGCUCUGCAUAAUGUCACCAGCGGACUGUACAACCGCGAACUCGUCAAGCAGGCCGUCACUCGCGCCAUCACCACAUUCUGCGAGGCCCUCAACGUCCCUCUACCCGGAAAGGCGAAGCGUGUGCGAAAGUCCAAGAAAGAAGAGAAAGAAGAGCAGCCGUCCGACAGGAUAGAGGAGGAGCCCAAGCCAGAGGUCAAGAAAGACGUGCGCGCAUCGGUCGAGAAGGAAGAGGAAGAGGCUGGUGCUGAAUCAGAAUUUGAGGGUUUCUCUGAUCAUGAUGAUGAUCCUCCCCAAGAACCUGAGGAUGUUGAUAGCGAGGACGCAGCGGACGAGGAAAAGGCACUGUCAAAAUACGAUCAUUUACUAGGUGGAUCUUCAGAUUCAGAGGACGAAGAUGAUUUCAACCACGAGAGAUACGCGCAAUUCAAGGGUAAAGAGCAGGUUAACCUCGACGAUAUUUCCGACGGUGGCUCAGACGCAGCACUCGGUCUCGGUUCCGGAUCGGAAUCAGAAGAGGAAUCAGACGAAGAAGAGAAACUCUCAAUCUCAGCAUCCCCUUCACCACCUCCAGCCAAGAAAAAGAAGAGCAAGGAAAAGGCAGAAACCGCCAGACCCCGCGCCUCGACUUUCUUACCCACACUCAUGGGCGGUUACAUCUCGGGUUCUGAAUCCGCUUCUGACGUUGACGUCGCGCCUGCCAAGAAGCGUCUCGGCCAAAAACAACGACAGGCCAUCUGGGAGAAGAAAUUCGGCAACAAAGCCAAGCACUUGCAGAAGCCAGCCUGGGAAUCAAAGAACGGUCGCGACGCUGGCUGGGACGGCAAACGUGGUGCCGUGGAGGCUGGAGACGGCCCACGAACACCCUGGAAGAAGGGCAUUCGCAACCCUCUUGCUGCUAAGCAAGGCGGCGCGGAGAGCAGGCCUGAGGUGAAGAGACCGCCACCAAAGAAGGAUGAUGAAGGAGUUCUACAUCCUAGUUGGGCGGCGAGGAAGCAGGCCAAGGACGCAGAAAAGACAGCGGCGUUUGCGGGAUCAAAGAUUACUUUUGACUAG